UGUCUGUAAGCCGAGAGAAAAAGAACGCGUAAUCGCGGGUUAGACUGAGACAUUUUAUAAAAUGGGUUCCUGAAAACAACGAACAUUUCCUUCAGUCCCUGUGCAGUGCCACGAUGUAGAAACAAUAUAACUUCUUGGCAUGGUUCUUACUGCAUGUUCCUGGAUCUAGUAUUUUAGAAAAUCACAAGCUAAACAGUUAGGAGGGUUGAAAUCUUUUCUCAGCCCAGCCUUGCUCCGGAAUGCAAAAAAGGUUUUUCAAAAGUGAAAAAGAAAUUGUUCAAAAUAUGACAAGUUCCCAAAAGUUUUCCAUUAUAUUGCGCAGACCUUACAGGAUGAAUACACCCCUUUUCAGCAAUAGGACUCGCCAGGAACUGAAAUGCAGACAAACCUACUCCACGGGACCCUAUACUGGACCUCACGGUCCCCACUAUGGUAAUGUUCGCGGGAGUUUGCGGGAGACCUGAGGAGAAUUUAUGAGCAUUUCGUUCGCUCAGCGGUAACGUGCGAAGACAGCUGUUCAUGCGCAGUAAAUCUUCAGCGCAUGCGCCUUCGAUCUGACAAAUUUUGUUCUUCUGUUUUUCGAGGGUAGAAGAGGGCUUUCUCUUACUUACUGGACAUUUUUGUCAUAAUCUUGCAAUUUUGACAAACUUCUUUUACGUCCUCUUAGAAAGCAACGGCUCAGCCACCAGUGGGCUGAGUUUAAAGAAAUUUUGGUGGUCAGGGGCUUAGAAAAUGCCCCUCUUUUCGGAACAACUGGAGGGCGGCAAUUUGUUCGAACUGUUCCCCUAAGUUGGAAUUUCGCGCACAGAAAAAAAAACAAGCUCUAUUUUCUCCGUGAAUGUACGGAAAAUAAUUGUUUAAGAAGUUGUUGAGGUGCUUGGAAAAUGGAUUACGACCACUUGGAUCCAGAAGGAAGUUUGAUGGAUAGGAUUCAAGCCCUUAUCCAGCCUCCACAGUCAGAGGAAUCAGGCAAAAGGAUUAAAAAAGUGGACAAAGAAGCGCGGAAGCAGGGACGUGCUGUCAACAACGACAACUGUGAUAGUUGUGGCGAGGGAGGCGAUUUGCUCUGCUGCGACCGUUGUCCUUGUGCUUUUCAUUUGACUUGCUGUGAUCCUCCUUUGGAAGAAGAUGAUAUUCCAGACGGGGAAUGGCUUUGUAAUGAAUGCAAAGCAAUGCCCAAAGAGGAGGAGGAAAGCAACCAAAAAGACCAUGUAAAUGAUGGUGGACAUGAGGUUCAUUCAAUGCCAGCUGCUAAACAUGUUGAGAAUUCAAAAUCAGAAUCUCCUUUUUCCACGCUGGUAAAAAUGACAACUGGGAAAAAUCCAACCACAUUUUCUCUUCCACCGGAACUCAAAUGCAACACUUACUUUCCAGGUGACAGAAAGAGGAAAAAUAGCACAGAGGAAAAAGCAGUUCCCAUGAAGAAUGGGAAAAGGUUCAUAAAUGGUGACGAGGAAGAACAUGCUAUACCACCUGGGCGACUUUGCUUUGCUUGUAGUAGGAGUGAACUGGCUGGCCGGCUUGUUCAUUGUGACUUCUGUCCUUUAGCAUUUCACAUGGAUUGUGUCAAUCCCCCGCUCACGACAGUGCCGAGUGGCAUGUGGAUGUGUCCAAAUCAUGCUGAGCAUGCUGAGCCUGGGCUUCGCGACCCUCGUUUCAGCAAAAGAGUACAAGCAUAUAAUGACUUGAGAAGUAAUAUAUCUCAACACACGAUAAAGAUGAAUUUCCUUCAGCGAGUGCACAGAUUAAAGAAGCAUCCUUCCUUUAAAAGAAAAGCAUUCCUUCCAACAAGAAGAAGAGCAACUUUGGUUCCACAAGCCAUCAAAGACCAUUAUAACUCUCCACCAGUCCGACUGCUUCCAGAACACGUCAAGAAGAUGCAGGAACCCCUACCAUUACACUCAAUGCCUCUCAAUACACCAACUGCCGAGGAGCAGGAAGAGUGGCUAAAGUGUGUGAUAAGCCUUCAAUGUGGCAUUGCUAAACAUCUGACACAGCCAUCUGUGAACAAAACUUUGAUUUCCAAUCAUGUGGAAACAUCUUCUGUGAAAGGAGAAACAUCAAAUUCAAGUACACACUCAUCAUCUUCAACAUCAGUCCAUUCUUCAAGUACUGGAACAGGGAAAGAAUCAGUGUUAAACGGUCUGACCUCGAAGUCAGACUUACCUAAUCACGUUUCUGCAUCACCAGCAAGUAGCAGUGUGCAAAAUGCUUGCAUAAGUAGAGUUGUGACCACUACGAUUACCACCACCAGCGGCGGAAAAACAGUAACAAAACCACUGACAAUACUCUAUGCGUCUCCAUCAAAAUUACAGACUCACAUGAAUGGACCCCUUAAUACAAAGUCAGUUGCAAGUUCAGGGAACCCUGUCAAUGUUUGUGCUGUAUCAUCGACUCAUUUACCUUCGCAAGUUCUUGUUAAACAGGAACCUAAAACUGUCGAAAAACAGCUAGCAUGUAGUGACUUGACCCAGUUAAGUGCUGAUUGCAAACAGUUGUCUAGUGACACUGCAAAAUUAAUCAGCGAUAUUGGGCAUUUUAACAAUGUCAAAGCAAAAAUCGCGACGGACACUAUAAAAACAGUGGCAGUCUCAUCGUCUAGUUCUGUAAUGAACACUACGGUUAGUGCUGCAACCAGAACAAUUUCUACUGUCACUGCAGCUGGAUCAAGUGGCACCAGCAUAACAAAAGUUGCUUCGUCGACUCCGACAAAACUUAUAGUACUCACUAGUACAAACAGUGGAAACAUAAUUAAGACAAUUGCUACUGCUGGGCUGUCUGCAGCUGGUACUGGGCAAAUCCCAGGUGGUAGCAUAGUGACAUUAGGAGCACCAGGAAGCGCUGCAAAUGUCAAUCCAGUUAAAAUUGGAACUGUCAAUGCCUCAACACCAGUUUCAAUAGGUUCAAGUCCUAACAAAGUUAACCAGGCAGCUGCUGCGACAUCCAUGGCAACUGCUAAUGCCAUAAACAGUAUCUGUGCUGCAGCUGGAGUUGACGCAUUCAAUGAAACAGAGUUGGCCAAGUUGGAUCCAAGGCUCAUUCAAGUGUUGGCCUAUCAAAGGCUCCAGCAGCUCCUCACACAGACCAAGCCUGUUCCCCCAAGCCCAGGAGCAGCUAGAAAAAUUUCUUUCAAUGGCUUAAAAGAAACAAUAGUUCUCCCUCAACAAGCUGUUCCUGCAGGUAGAUCCAUAGCAGUGUUGUGUCCAUUAUCAGGGACUGGUCCUGUGUGUCCAAUGAUUCAUAAGUGUCUGUCUUUGGGACAAGGUCCAGAUAUGGAUGUUUGUCUUCAAGAAUAUGGACAUUGCAACUUCAUUUCUGAAAAGCAUUGUUCUAUAUUUUAUGAUGAGACAUCAAAACAGUAUGAACUUAUAAACUACAGUGAACAUGGAACAUACGUAGACAACGUCUUAUACUCUUGUGACUUUUCUGAUAAAAUCAACAGACAUGUUGUGUCUUCAAAGGAUCUUGACCCUUCCAAAGUCAGCAAAAACAAAUUGCUUGCUGCUGCACAAGUGAGACAAAACUCCAAACCAAAAGGAUCUCGAAGAACUGUUGGUCUUGGUGUGCAAAAGAUCGUCAAAGCUUGUAACUGUACUACUAGUAGUUCAAACCUGAUUGGUGGCAGUGGUGCAGGAUGGGAAGGCACAGCCCUGUUGCAUCAUGGGAGUUACAUAAAGCUUGGUUGUGCACAGUUUGUUUUCAGUAUUACAAGCCAAGCAACAAAGUUGCCAUCAAGCGGCAAAGCUAGUAGUAGUUGUAGCAGUGAGAAAAAACCUGUUGUGUCAUGAUGAAUGUUGAGGUUCUUUGGGUUGUGUGGUUUCUAUAUGUGUGAUGUGCAUCCGCAACUUCAAAUGGAGUUUAUGUUUCAUCAUUCUAUUAGGCUGACUUGACCUUUUGUGGUUACAGGUAUUUUAAAAAAGAAAAUGGUCAGUUAAAAACCAAAAAUAUCAGUUUUAUUCUAUGCUACUUCAUGGAGAAAAUAGCCAUUAGCUUCAUCUCGUACCUCAGUCACAGAAAUAAGGCCAUCUUGUAGGGCUUGGAUUGAAUAUCAUUUUAAUUUCUAUCGGUAAGUAGUUUCCCCAAGGUUUGGUUGCUAAAACUUUCUUCAGUUAAACCGUGGUGGUAAAUGGAACUUUUAUGCUUAAAUAAUUUUAGAUUCAAAGAAAUCCUCAGUAGAGAUUUGAUGCUCACUGUAAUGUUGAUAAGAAUGUUUUAGCUAUUGGCAACAUCCUGUAAAGAUGCAAAGUGGUUUAAACAAAAAUGUUAUCCGUUAGUUUUUCAAUAUUUCUGGUGUUAGACCAGUUACUUAAGAUUCUUGGAUAGAGAAAA
This is a messenger RNA of Orbicella faveolata, 4329 nucleotides long. RefSeq names its product PHD finger protein 12-like. The record is from RefSeq and is a predicted model, not a curated record. Gene Ontology annotation, cellular component: nucleus; Sin3-type complex. Gene Ontology annotation, molecular function: transcription corepressor activity; protein binding. Gene Ontology annotation, biological process: negative regulation of transcription by RNA polymerase II. Lineage: Eukaryota; Metazoa; Cnidaria; Anthozoa; Scleractinia; Merulinidae.